Cooperia oncophora is the source of this 273-nucleotide messenger RNA. Lineage: Eukaryota; Metazoa; Nematoda; Chromadorea; Rhabditida; Trichostrongylidae. The record is from the annotation of a GenBank genome assembly.
AUGGGAGUCAUCGCUGAUAUCCUUACUGAAGCUGGGCAUGACGUGACACUCCUGCUGCCGGUUAUGGAUUCGGAGGAGGGGAACAAGACUGGAGUGAAGCUAACAAAGAAAAUCAUCAAAACACCCAUCGAUCCACGAGUUGAUGAGAUGAUGAAAUAUAAAUCAGUCAUGCUGAGCCACAUGUGGACGAUGCAACCAACGGUUUUCGGGCUCUUACAGAGGGAAACAAAUAGGACACCCGGCGGAAGUCUAUCUGACGUCGACGUCAACUAA